This is a messenger RNA of Emiliania huxleyi CCMP1516, 408 nucleotides long. RefSeq lists its product as hypothetical. The coding region runs from base 1 to 408 and encodes 135 amino acids. Lineage: Eukaryota; Haptophyta; Isochrysidales; Noelaerhabdaceae. The record is from RefSeq and is a predicted model, not a curated record. The transcript is spliced from 2 exons.
AUGCCGGAGAAGCAGCUGACGUCGGAGAAGCAGCCGGUCAGCAAGCAAGAUUUUGACGACGAUGCCGAGGAUGAGGAGAAGGGCUAUGCUGCCAGCAAGCCAGCAUCUCCCUCCGCCGCUGACCGCAAGGGCAUCCCGCUGCUGGCGGCCCUCGACGACCCUCUGGUCGCCGUCCUCCGCUCGGGCGCCAUCAAGCUGCUCCGCGCCGAAUUCCUGCGCGCCGACGGCUCCGAGGCGAUGCUGCCCGAGCUCCUCCGCCGGCAAGAGCUGGAGCGGAUGGAGGAGGAGCGGGGCAUGCAAAUAUUUGAUCGACCAAAAGCCUUGCGCACGAUGGCCUGCCUUUGGAGGAAUGCGCGUGGCGAGCAAAAACUUUGGAAUCAAGCGCCUUCGCUGCCUCCGAUCCCGUGA